UCCAGCGCAAGGCCAUCGAGCGCUUCUGUAGCGAGGUGAAGCGGCUGUGCCAUGCCGAGCGCAGGAAGGACUUUGUCUCGGAGGCCUACCUGCUGACCCUGGGCAAGUUUAUCAACAUGUUCGCAGUCUUGGAUGAGCUGAAGAACAUGAAGUGUAGCGUCAAGAAUGACCACUCUGCCUACAAGAGAGCGGCCCAGUUCCUAAGGAAGAUGGCGGACCCCCAGUCCAUUCAGGAAUCUCAGAACCUGUCUAUGUUCCUGGCCAAUCACAACAGAAUCACCCAGUGUCUUCACCAGCAAUUGGAAGUGAUUCCAGGCUACGAGGAACUGCUGGCAGACAUUGUUAACAUCUGUGUGGAUUACUAUGAGAAUAAGAUGUACCUGACACCCAGCGAGAAGCACAUGCUGCUCAAGGUAAAGCUUUCCCACCUCACAC
Microtus ochrogaster (prairie vole) is the source of this 435-nucleotide messenger RNA. It is a transcript of the gene Cyfip2, whose product is annotated as cytoplasmic FMR1-interacting protein 2. The record is from RefSeq and is a predicted model, not a curated record. Lineage: Eukaryota; Metazoa; Chordata; Mammalia; Rodentia; Cricetidae. Gene Ontology annotation, biological process: regulation of actin filament polymerization. Gene Ontology annotation, molecular function: small GTPase binding. The annotation marks the transcript as partial. The transcript is spliced from 3 exons.